Tupaia belangeri chinensis (Chinese tree shrew) is the source of this 5540-nucleotide messenger RNA. It is a transcript of the gene NRK, whose product is annotated as Nik related kinase. The record is from RefSeq and is a predicted model, not a curated record. The transcript has 28 exons. Gene Ontology annotation, molecular function: ATP binding; protein kinase activity. Gene Ontology annotation, biological process: protein phosphorylation; positive regulation of JNK cascade. Lineage: Eukaryota; Metazoa; Chordata; Mammalia; Scandentia; Tupaiidae. Gene Ontology annotation, cellular component: cytosol. Bases 25 to 4635 code for a protein of 1536 amino acids.
CCCGUUUUCCUUAGGCUUGAAGCCAUGGCGGGACCUGGGGGUUGGAGGGACAAGGAGGUCACGGAUCUGGGACACUUGCCGGAUCCUACUGGAAUUUUCUCACUAGAUAAAACCAUUGGUCUUGGUACUUAUGGCAGAAUAUAUCUGGGACUCCAUGAAAAGACCGGUGCAUUUACAGCUGUUAAAGUGAUGAAUGCUCGUAAGACCCCUUUACCUGAAAUAGGAAGACGAGUGAGAGUGAAUAAAUAUCAAAAGUCUGUGGGGUGGAGAUACAGCGAUGAAGAAGAAGAUCUCAGGACUGAACUCAAUCUUCUCAGGAAGUACUCUUUCCAUAAAAACAUUGUAUCUUUCUAUGGUGCAUUUUUCAAGCUGAGUCCCCCUGGCCAAAGGCAUCAACUUUGGAUGGUGAUGGAGUUAUGUGCAGCAGGCUCAGUCACUGAUGUAGUGAGGAUGUCCACAAAUCAGAGUUUAAAGGAAGAUUGGAUUGCUUACAUCUGCCGAGAAAUUCUUCAGGGCUUAGCUCACCUUCACGCACACCGAGUAAUUCACCGGGACAUCAAAGGUCAGAAUGUGCUACUGACUCAUAAUGCUGAAGUAAAGUUGGUGGAUUUUGGAGUGAGUGCCCAGGUGAGCAGAACUAAUGGAAGGAGAAAUAGCUUCAUUGGAACACCAUACUGGAUGGCACCUGAGGUGAUUGACUGUGACGAGGAUCCAAGACGUUCUUAUGACUACAGAAGUGAUGUCUGGUCCGUGGGAAUCACAGCUAUUGAAAUGGCUGAAGGGGCUCCUCCUCUGUGUAACCUUCAGCCCUUGGAAGCUCUCUUCGUUAUUUUGCGGGAAUCUGCUCCCACAGUCAAAUCCAGUGGAUGGUCCCGCAAGUUCCACAAUUUCAUGGAAAAGUGCAUGAUAAAAAAUUUCCUAUUUAGUCCUACUUCUGCAAACAUGCUUCAUCACCCAUUUGUUCGGGAUAUAAAAAAUGAACCACAUGUUAUUGAGUCACUAACAAAGCAUCUUACUGGUGUCAUUAAAAAACGGCAGAAAAAAGGGAUACCGCUGAUCUUUGAAAGAGAAGAAGCCGUUAAGGAACAGUAUACCAUGAGAAGAUUCAGAGGACCCUCUUGCACUCAUGAGCUUUUGAGAUUGCCCACCAGCAGCAGAUGUAGACCACUUAGAGUCCUGCAUGGAGAACCGUCUCAGCCAAGGUGGUUACCUGAUCGAGAAGAGCCACGGGUCCAGGCACUUCAGCAACUACAGGGAGCAGCCAGGGUGUUCAUGCCACUACAGGCUCAGGACAAUGCACCUAGGUCUUUACAGGGGCAGGCUCAGGCAUCUCAGCGAUUACAAGGAGCAGCUCGGGUGUUCAUGCCACUACAGCCUCAGGUUAAGGUUAAGGCAUCUAGGCCUCUACAGAUGCAAAUUAAGGCACCACCAAGACUAAGGAGAGCAGCCCGAGUGCUUAUGCCACUACAGGCUCAGGGCAAGGCACCUAGGCCUUUACAAGUACAAGCCCAGGUACCUAAAGAGCAGCAAGUUCAGGUCCAGACCCAGGCAUCAAAAGAGCCACAAGAUCUGGACCAGGUGCCAGAGGAAUUUCAGGGGCAAGAUCAGGUACCUGAUCAACAACCAAGGCAAGGUCAGGUCCCUGAACAACAACCGAGGCAGAACGAGGUACCUGAACACCAGCUGGAGCAGAACCAGGCACAUGAACAGCCAGAGGUACAGGAGCAGGCUGCUGAGCCCACACAGGCAGAAACUGAGGCAGAUGGACCUGAGUCAUUACGAGUACAUGCCCAGGUAUUCCUGCCCCUAUUGUCACAGAACCACCAUGUGCUAUUGCCACUACAUUUAGAUACUCAGGUGCUCAUACCAGUAGAAGGGCAAACUGAUGGGUCAUUUCAGGCACAGGCCUGGGCACUAGAGCCCUCACAGACAGUUGGCUCAGUUCAAGCACUGAUAGAGGGACUAUCAAGAGACUUGCUCCGAGCACCAAACUCACAUAACUCAAAGCCACUGGGUCCACUGCAAACCCUGAUGGAAAACUUGUCAUCAAAUAUGUUUUACUUUCAACCAGAACAUGUAAGGAAGAAAAAGUCAAAAGUUUCCAGUCUAAAGCAGGCACUAGCCAAAAGACUGUCACCGAAAAGGUUCAGGGCAAAGUCAUCACAAAGACCUGAAGAGCUUGAACUCUCAGAUUUAGAAGCCCACAGGCGAAGGCGCCAACGCAGAUGGGAGGAUAUCUUUAAUCAGCAUGAGGAAGAAUUGAGAGAAGUUGAAAAUGAGAAAGAAGAUGAAUCAUCAGACAAUGAUGAAGUAUUUCAUUCAAUUCAGGCAGAAGUCCAAAUAGAACCAUUUCAGCCAUAUGUUCCAAAUCCUAAAAGAAAUGAGGUCCAGGAGAUACCUACUUCUCUGCCUUAUGACCAGGAUCGAGUACACCAUGUCAAGUUCUCUUUAAGUGUUUCUCGGCAGUCUCUUUUGGAACAAGCUCAGAAGCCCAUUGACAUCAGACAAAGGAGUUCCCAAAAUCCUCAGAAUUACCCAGCAGCAUCAGGUGAUUCAAAGCACAGAGAUGAAAUAUCUGUGACCAGGAGGAGGUCCCAGUCAUCACCACCUUAUUCUACUAUUGAUCAGAAGUUGCUGGUUGAUGUCCAUGUUCCAGAUGGAUUUAAAGUAGGAAAAAUAUCACCCCCCGUAUACUUGACAAAUGAAUGGGUAGGCUAUAAUGCACUCUCUGAAAUCUUCCGGAAUGAUUGGUUAAUUCCUGCACCUGUCAUUCAGCCACCUGAAGAAGAUGGUGAUUAUGUUGAACUCUAUGAUGCCAGUGCUGAUACUGAUGGUGAUGAUGAUGAUGAUUCUAAUGAUGCUUAUGAAGAUACCUAUGACCAUGCCACUGGCAGUGAUGACUUGGAUAACCAUGUUGAUCAGGCCAUUGCUGUGUGUGAAGCUUAUAAUGAUGAUGACAACAAUGAUGAGUCUGUUGAAGGUGUAGAUGAUGUGCCCAGAGGGCCAAGGGCAAGUUGUAACAGAGAUGGAAGCUGUAAGGAAGAUGGUAGUGAUGGAAGUGAUGGAAAAGAAGGAGUCUGUAGAGGCAAUGGAAGCCAUAGGACCAGUAGAAGAAGUGGCAGAAGUGCAGCCAGUGCAGCCAAUACAGCCACUGAAGAGCAAGAAGGAUAUGGAGCCAAUAUAGGCAGUGCAAUAAGAGACAACAGGUAUAUGGGAAGUAAAGCAGUCAGUGGAACCAAUGAAGAGAGUGGAGGUCUUGAACUUAAUGCAAGAGAAAAUUGCUCAGAGACAGAUGGUCCAGGAUUGGAGAGACCUGCAUCCCAGAACUUUGAAUGUCACCAGGAGGGGCCAGGUGGUGGAAGUGAGACCCUAGGCACCAUUGCCUCAGGUGUUGCACCCCUUGCACCUGAUGAGAAUGACAAUAAGGACUUAUCGGAAUCAUUAACACAAUCAGGUUUUCCUGCCAACUACUCAUUUCCUUCCAAAGGUUCUGGGAGGUCUGCUGAUGCUGAAUUUGCCAGUGCCAUCUUAUAUACUGGUUUCGUAGAAGUACCUGAGAAAUCACUUAAGCGACCUUCUGAGGUCAAUGUUAACCCACUCUAUGUCUCUCCUGCAUGUAAAAAACCACUAAUCCACAUGUAUGAAAAGGAAUUCACUUCUGAGAUCUGCUGUGGUUCUUUGUGGGGAGUCAAUUUGCUGUUGGGAACACGAUCUAAUCUGUACUUGAUGGACAGAAGUGGAAAGGCAGAGAUUACUAAACUUAUAAAGCGAAGACCAUUCCUCCAGCUUCAAGUUGUGGAGCCACUCAAUUUGCUGAUUACCAUCUCUGGCCGUAAGAACAGACUUCGGGUGUAUCAUUUGACCUGGCUCAGGAAUAAGAUUUUGAAUAAUGAUCCAGGGAGUAAAAGAAGACAAGAGGAAAUGUUGAAGACAGAAGAAGCUUACAAAGCUAUUGAUAAAUUAACAGGCUGUGAACAUUUCAGUGUCCUCCAACAUGAAGAAACAACUUAUAUUGCAAUUGCUUUGAAAUCAUCAAUUCACCUUUAUGCAUGGGCACCAAAGUCUUUUGAUGAAAGCACUGCAAUUAAAGUAUUUCCAACACUUGGUCAUAAGCCUGUGACAGUUGACUUGGCUAUUGGUUCUGAAAAAAGACUAAAGAUUUUCUUCAGCUCAGCAAAUGGAUAUCACAUCAUCGAUGCAGAAUCUGAGGUUAUGUCUGAUGUGACCCUACCAAAUAAUCCCCUGGAAAUCAUUAUACCACAGAAUAUCAUCAUUUUACCUGACUGCUUGGGAAUUGGCAUGAUGCUCACCUUCAAUGCUGAAGCCCUCUCUAUGGAAGCAAAUGAACAGCUCUUCAAGAAGAUCCUUGAAGUGUGGAAAGAUGUACCGUCGUCUGCAGCUUUUGAGUGUACACAGCGAACGACAGGAUGGGGCCAAAAGGCUAUUGAAGUGCGCUCUUUGCAAUCAAGAAUUCUGGAAAGUGAGCUGAAGCGCAGGUCAAUUAAGAAGCUAAGAUUUCUUUGUACCCGAGGUGACAAGCUGUUUUUUACCUCUACCCUGCGCAAUCGCCACAGUCGGGUUUACUUUAUGACCCUUGGAAAACUUGAAGAGCUUCAAAGCAAUUAUGGUGUUUAAAAGGUUCCAAUGAUUUGUGAUAACAUUUAUGAACAUCAUAUAUAUACAAUUUGCAUCUUCAGAUUUCUGAGAUUAAAUGAGCAUUCAACUAUAUUGUUAGGGAAAAAUUAAAUCAGAAACAUAACUUUUAAUGUAGCACAGAGUAGUUUUAAUAAGAAAUGCAAGUUUAUAUAUAAAAUGAACUAUAGCAAGCUCUAUGUACUCCAGUGGUGUACAAUAUCUUUUGCACAAACUUUUGUAACUUUUGUUACUGUGAAUUCAAACUUUAGUCUUUGGACAGUGUGGACAGUAUCUGUAUUCAGAUUUUACAACAUGGAGUAAAGAAACUUGAUAUAGUUAGAUUAUAAGAAGCUUUGAAAAAAAUUGGCCAGCAAUUUGUUCAAAAAUAAAAAACAUCAACAAACCAUAUUUAAAUUUUCCCAAAGUCAUAUAAAGACUUUGGAACUAUAUAUGAUUUUUCAUAUAAAGCACCAAAGGUUAGAUCAUGAAACAAGAGUCUUAAGAAAUAGUUUAGAAUCUGGGCUAUGGUGGAACAAUCUGGAAUGCCCAGAAAAAACUACAGUGCUAAAGGGGAGAAAGUCAUUAAUUUCCCCACUGCUCCAUGACAAGCCCACAGUUAGAGACCAGUUGUGUUUUUUCCACCCCAUAUUAAGCUGGUUUUCUUCUGGUAAGACUAAAGGAAGAAAGCCUUAGAUGCUUGAUUUUCCUCAGAACCCCUAAAGAUGUGCAAUAAUUGUUUUUACCAACUGCCAGAUCAUAUACUUGUAAGCCUGAAUACAGGACUGUACUCCUAUAUACAUGUACUGUAGAAAUAAUUUUUUAAAAAUGCUUUAAAGCAGGCGUCAAAUUCUACCCCCAAGAACAGAUUGAUUUAUCAAAAUUAUCUGGCCAACAGCAUUCAAUAU